AUGGCUUCGAAAAUUGACGAAUUGUUGCAGUGGGCCCGCCUACACAAUACAUCACUUCAUGAGAGCGUGGUAGUAUAUCAGGAUCCUGUCACUGGACUCUCCUUUCAAGCAUCAGAAGAUAUUCCGCCAGGAACAACACUAGCCACAUCCUCAUACGAAACCUCGUUGUCAUAUCUCAACGCAGCGGGGAGUUCUGCUCAUUUCAAAUCUCACAGCUCUGAUGGUGCAUUUCCUCAACCAUUCAUAGAAGCUUUGAGAGUCGAAAAUCCUCAUAUUAUCGGUCACUUCUUUCUUGUUCAACAAUACUUACUGGGAGAAAAAUCCUUCUGGUGGAAUUACAUACGACUUUUACCACAGCCCGAUGACCAAGACGCUCUUGGUGUUCCAGUCAGUUGGCCUGAAGCUGACUUGAAGUUUCUUGCUGGGACGAAUGCUGAACCACCGAUUGAGAAGAAGCUUACGCUGUGGAAAAACGAAUGGGGAUUAGGGAUAUGGAACCUCAAACCCCACAUGAGUGACUGGCAUAUGUACUCGUACAAAUUAUAUCAAUGGGCUGCCUCGAUUUUCAGCUCUAGAAGCUUUCGAGUAUCUCUGACGAUUCCAGAUACGAUUCCUAUGGAAGAUUCAACCAGUCCUGAGAUACAGGAAAUGAACCGGGAACAUAUCCGCCGAGAUAAUUUCUCUGUUCUCUUCCCGGUUUUGGACAUAGGUAAUCACGAUGGAGUUAAUCGAGUGGAAUGGUCUAAAAGUCCGGAAUCUGGUCAUUUUACAUUCUCAUCUACCCAGACGAUGGCUAAAGGCUCACAAAUUUUUAACUUUUACGGGAACAAGUCGAACAGCGAAUUACUUGUUGGUUAUGGUUUCAUCCUUCAUUCUCCGGAACAAGAUAUUGUAAACUUGAGAAUGACACCGGCCGCUGAUGCAGCCGAGCUUCGUCGCACACAAUCAUGCCACAGGCGUAAUGCACCUUUUCAGCCUGGGGAAGAGUUCAUGUUUUACGUUCGUAGGCAGAGUGUGUUCCAACAGACUAGUGAGGGGCUUGUUGCCCUACCAAUUUUCUCUCACGGUCUGUUCGAAGCUUUGAUUUGCAUGAUCGCUAAUGCCAGAGAAGGUCGGUAUAUUCUGGAUAAUCCAGACUACUGUAUUCAAACGCCACCAAGCAUGUUUUCGGGUCCUCUUUACAAAGCACUGUUCCAAUCGUUACAGAUUUUAUUGAUAAAGCUUACAGGGGAUAAGCAGAAAAUUAUAGACGCAGGAAAGGAUCUCGGUUACCCCCAGAACCAAAAUCAGAGGAUGGCGCUUGAGUAUCGGGAGAGGAAAAUUGCUGUACUUGAAGAAGCCUUGCUGUGGGUGACCCAGCAUCUCGAAGUCGCACUCAAGUUUUCUUCAUUUCACGAUCUAAUCUCCGCCAACGCCAUCACUGGACCCGAAUCAAGGAAACAAUUCGGCAUCAAGAUCGAAGAACCCAUGGCGCAACCGACACGUUGUGUUGCUGGUCUUCUUCCACUAGAAACGGCAUUCGACUGGCUAAGAGCAAAUUAUCCAGAUAUUCAUGAAUCAGUAACAGAAAUCAUAGCUAAAGAUCAAGGUGAACCGCUUCCCCUUAAGUGGAACAUUCUCGUCGAAGAUUGGGAUCACUCAUAUUGGGUCGUUUGGAUUUACAUAAUCUGGAUGCUCUGGGCGCGAGAUGGCUCGGAGUUCCUCAAUCGUCAUCCAAGUCUCAGCAAAUGGAUGAGCUUGAUGAAGAGUUCUGCCACCGAUCCCAAAGAAGCCUAUGAAAAGUUUCACGCGAAGAAAGAUGAAUAUACUACCAUCAACGACACUAUCGAGGAAAUAACUUGGCUACCCCAGUUUCGUCCCGUUCGGUCCUUACUUGAAACGCAAAAGGGAGGUUGGGAACCGCUCAGGAACUUUGCUAGUUUUGUGGCGAAAAAUGAGACUGUUCAUGUGAAGGUUGGUAUGAAUGUGGCAAGGAAAAGGACAGACGCGGAGGUUGAGGAAAUGUAUUAUGAAGACUUCGUAGAAUUAGAAGACGUGAUGGAGGAGACACAGGUGGAGCAGAGAGUAUUAGCUGUCUGCUGA
Molecule: messenger RNA, 2082 nt
Organism: Glarea lozoyensis ATCC 20868
Lineage: Eukaryota; Fungi; Ascomycota; Leotiomycetes; Helotiales; Helotiaceae
Product: SET
Exons: 3
Coding region: 1-2082 (693 amino acids)
Biological process (GO): peptidyl-lysine monomethylation
Cellular component (GO): nucleus
Molecular function (GO): protein-lysine N-methyltransferase activity
Source: RefSeq, a predicted model, not a curated record